This is a messenger RNA of Oncorhynchus mykiss (rainbow trout), 6627 nucleotides long. RefSeq lists its product as uncharacterized. Gene Ontology annotation, molecular function: dopamine receptor binding. The record is from RefSeq and is a predicted model, not a curated record. NCBI's taxonomy places the organism in Eukaryota, Metazoa, Chordata, Actinopteri, Salmoniformes, Salmonidae.
UACAGCGGAAAUGAGGUUGUGGUUUGUUUCCCUCGGAAGUGCAAAAUAGUAAGACAAACAACAAGGACAGCGUUAGCCAAGAACAUAAUAAGAAAAAACGAAUAUUUGAAUUAGGAGAAAGGACACACUCUACUAAUAUAGGAUAAUAAUAGUUUGUAUUCACAAUUCAAUAACUAAAUGUUUUUUCUACGAGAAGAAUUGAUCAGUUUGCCACAUUUGAUCAUUUUAUAGGAGCGACGCUUACGUUACAGGGCUCAAGCUAGCCGACAUUGUAUCAUCUAAUCUUGCCUUCCCCUUUUACGGAAGAGAAAGGCAAGAACCAGAUACAAGAUGAGGCCAGUCGGGUCCAAGGAUUGUAACGAUUGAUCCUUGAUUCAAUGUCUGCAUUGGGUAGGGUACCUAGGACAAUGAUGCCUGCCAUUGCAGUAUUAUUCAGCUGUCCUUGUCUGACUCUUUGGCCUUGCUGAGGUGUGGUGUCGGAGAAGGUGCGGUCAGUGAGAAUGGAUCAAGGACCCCACCUGACAUGACAUUGGAUACUUUUUUGGAACUUUAAUCAAGAGACUGGGAGGAAGAUGGAGAAAGAGGUGGCUGAGAGGGAGGUGGAGAUGAAGGGAGAGACGUGGACUGUAGAGGCAACUGAGGAGAGUCCUGAAGAGCUGCUCUCAGGUGUUCCUCACCUCCCAUCUUCAACCGCCAUGCCCGACCAGUGGGAAGUCAGAGGAGAUGAGGAGGAAACUCAACAACAAGUUCCCAAUAAGGAGAUGACUGACUAUAUCAAAGUUACCCCUCAGGAUAUCCAAUCCCCAGUCAACCAGGAGGACUCGGAAGAUGUAGAAGCAGAGGAUUGUGGGAUUGCAGAGGACAAUGAGGUCUCUCUAAGACAGGAGGGGGUGGUGUAUUUGGAGAGAGAAGGAAAUGAGGAGACAGAGGGUGGAGAUGAAGAGGAGAGCGGAGGGAAGGAGCCAAGCCUAAACGGGGAGUCAGGCUGGAGGAACUCAGGGGCCGGAGGGAGGAGAGGCCGGUCCCGGAACAGCGGAGGGGGGGGGGCAGCCUCGGAGCAAAACACUCAGGCUACAUCGUCAUCCUCGUCCUCCUACCUCCCUAAAGGUUCCCUGUCGUCGGGUGGCGGUAGGCACAAGCAGACCCGGAGGCGCAACCACCACCAUCAACAGGGCCGGGGCCGGCGGCGGACGGGCACCCAGCUGGCCUUGGCCUUCAGGGAGCUGCUGUCGGAGUCGCUCAGCCCCUGGUGCAUCUCCUGCAUCCACAUGGUGGUGGAGGUCAUUGUCACCAUGACCCACCGAUGCGGAGUGGCCGUGGAGGUCGGAGGGGUGGCCCUCUACGACCUGGGCUCACAGAUGCUCAACAGGGUCACUGACGUACCGGGGAUGAAGGCAGAUGCCCAACGCUUGCUGGAGAGGGCGAGGUGCGCCGGCGCGGUCCUGGUGGAUAAGAGUGUUCGGUUGGUGAAAUGGGUCCGGAAGGCCUCCCUAACUUGCUUCGGCCUCCUCUGUGCCGUGGUACUGCUGGGGUUCCAGUGGGCCCGGUUAACGCUGGUCCGGCUGGGCGGGGAGAGGGCCCAGCGGUGGUGGAUUGCCAUGCAGGACUCCAAGGUAUGGAGGAGGGUGGCUUCGCUGGUGGAGAGGGUCAGCAGCUGGUUCAGGAGGAGAGCCACCCAGGUGCCCCCCUUGACCCCAGAUUCUCCUGGUGGAGCAGGCAGAUACCAACCUGGGAAGGAGCUGGAGAGACUGCUGGCGCUGGCUCAAGUCCCUGAGGAGGAGCUGGACCCUUUUACAGUGCUGGGGGUGGAGGCCCACGCCACUGAAGCUGACCUAAAGAGGGCCUACAGACAGCUGGCUGUCCAGGUCCAUCCAGACAAGAACAAGCACCCACGUGCUGGGGAGGCCUUUAAGGUGCUGAGGGCUGCCUGGGACAUCGUCAGUAACCCAGAAACACGGAGGGAAUACGAGCUGAAGCGCAUGGCGAAGACGGAACUCUCCAAGUCGAUGAAUGAGUUCCUCACCAAACUGCAGGAUGACCUGAAGGAAGCUAUGAACACUAUGAUGUGCACCAAGUGUGAGGGCAAGCACAGGAGGUUUGAGAUGGACCGGGAGCCUGCGGAGGCUCGGUUCUGUGCAGAGUGUAACAGACGCCACAGCGCCGAGGAGGGAGACCUGUGGGCUGAGUCCAGCAUGCUGGGCCUACGCAUCACAUACUUUGCCUGCAUGGAUGGCAAGGUCUACGACAUCACAGAGUGGGCCGGCUGCCAGAGGAUAGGAAUCUCCCCAGACACACACCGCGUUCCCUACCACAUCUCCUUCGGAUCCAAGAACAACAGCAACUCCACGCAGCGCCACAGGACACCUCCAGGCCCAGAGCACCCUCCUCCAGGCCCGACCAACCCUGCUGACCUGCAGGACUUUUUCAACCGCAUCUUCCAGGGGGGACCUCCCCCUGAUAUGGCUGCCAACGGGGGUUUCUUUCCCUCAGGACCGCCCCCCCAUCACCCCUCUGGUGCUGGACUGGGACCUAGUGGACCUUUUUCCCCUCCUCCACCUCAGACUGGCUUCUUCAUGCCUCCUGGGGGGCCCCGGCCAGAACCCAGCGAUACGUGGGCUGAGAGCGGAGGCAAACCUCCACCCCGCAGGAAGAAGAAGGUCCGCAAGCCCUUCCAGAGGUGAGAGUGGCCAUUGUUGUGAUACGUCAUCAUAGCAACACAGGGACACUCUACACAUGGCCAUAUCUGUCUUCUUGCUUGUCUGUCAGCGAGCCCGGACCUCCCCUUACUGUACAUGAGUCGAAGGAUCACUCGAGCUCAGGAAGAUUCACACUGGUCGGGGCUACCACCCGAAUCAAUGACUGACAACACAUAGGUCCCAAGCCAGAGAUGAGACUGGACCAUGUACAAGAAGAAGAAACUAACUCCGUUUAAGUAUAUUUGGGGUAAGGAGGUGGCAGUAUUUCUGCUUCUCCCACUCUCAUUUGUUUUCUUCUUUGAUGAAACAGCUGUAGCCAUGCCACUGAAAUCACAAGCCUAUUGCUUAUAAUGCAAACACAUUUCCUUAGGUCUUACUUUCCUGCACAAUUCUGCAUACACAAUUACAUGCCAUUGGACUCUUUUAGUCCUUGAGACUUUUGUGGUACAUUUUUGGGGAUAUGGUAAUGUAAUAUUGCUUCAGGUCUCUGUGCAUUUGUGUUUGAGAGGGACAUUGCUAGAAGAAGCCAAUCAGAAUUGAUUCAUUUCUGAAUUUAACUGCUCAAGCUGAAUCCUGUGAGAAGACUGUCCAGAGAGAGGGCUCCUCUGCCUGUUACUGCUUGUACACAUCCUUCCUUCCACCUGUUGCCUUCUUUGAUCAAUUGUUAGGUUAUCAUUUGAGCAACUGCUUUUCUGCCAUUUUUAUUGCUUUGAAUGAAGUUAGAGUGAAAGUUUGUCACUAAUUUAUAUUGGGAAGUAGGUUUGUGGGGAAUGCUUUUGCACCUGAAUUAGAGUGCAAGUAUUCUCCCUGCCAAACAUAGAUACACUGCUCGUUGAACAUCUUAUUCAAAAAUCAUUGGCACUAAUAUGGAGUUGGUCCCCCUUUGCUGUUAUAACAGCCUCCACUCUUUCACUAGAUGUUGGAACAUUGCUGCGGGGACUUGCUUCCAUUCAGCCACGAGCAUUAGUUAGGUCGGGCACUGAUGUUGGGCGAUUAGGCUGGCUCGCAGUCGGCGUUCCUAUUCAUCCCAAGAUGUUUUAUGGAGUUGAGGUCGGGGCUCUGUGCAGGCCAGUCAAGUUCUUCCACACUGAUCUCGACAAACCAUUUCUGUAUGGGCCUUGUUUUGUGCACGGGGGUAUUGUCAUGCUGAAAAAUAAAAGGGCCUUCCAUAAACUUUUGCCACAAAGUUGGAAGCAUAGAAUCGUCUAGAAUGGCCUUGUAUGCUGAAGCGUUAGAUUUCCCUUUACUGGAACUGAGGGGCCUAGCCUGAAACAUGAAAAAGAACCUCGAACCAUUAUUCCUUCUCCACCUUUACAGUUGGCACUAUGCAUUCGGGUAGGUAGCGUUCUCCUGGCAGAUGAUGAAGCGUGAUUGACGUUGCUUCCGGAGGUAGUUUGGAACUUGGUAGUGAGUGUUGCAACCAUGAUGCUACGCGCUUCAACACUCAGCAGUCCCAUUCUGUGAGCUUGUGUGGCCUACCACUUUGCGGCUGAACUGUUGUUGCUGGUAGAUGUUUCCACUUCUCAAUCACAGCAUUUACAGUUGACCGGGGCAGCUCUAGCAGGGUAGAAAUUUGACAAACUGACUUGUUGGAAAGGUGGCAUCAUAUGAUGGUGCCUUGUUGAAAGUCACUUAGCUCUGUAGUAUGAGCCAUUCCACUGCCAAUGGCUAUGUGCUCGAUUUUAUACACCCCUCAGCAACGGGUGUGGCUGAAAUUGCUGAAUUCAUUAAUUUGAAAAGGCAUCCACAUACUCUUGGCCAUGUAGUGUAUCAACUCUGUCUAGCUACAGUGAAUACUGUAUGUUUAAUCUGUCUCUCAACACAUUGAAGCCCACUUAGAAUCACUUUGAGGCAUCAGAGGUUAGCAGGUUCAUAUUCAAAUCCAGACGGUUAUAUUGUGAGUCAAGGACCUAGGCUAUUUACUGCUUGCAGUCCCUAAGUAUUGGUGUGAAACAUCAGUGUUCAGUUGAUUUUGUAGUAAAGUUGAUUUCAGAUGGAUGGAUGAAUGGAUUUCAGAUGGAUGAAUGGACAAUGUUUGUUUUGUGAGUUAUGUGGAUUAAAUUCCAUCUUCAAGUUCCGACUCUCACAAGACAUGUGAAUGCUGGAUAAUUCCAAUGGAGCAGAAACCAGGGGACCUGUCUAGAAGGCAUCGUGUUGUUCCUGUGGCUCAAGAGAAUGUCAAGAUGCAAUCCACCCCGAAUUGCAUCUUGAUACCCUUUAAGAUUGGAGGUGACUGAACUUCCAUUGAGAACACAAUGACUAGCAGUGCACAAUAUUGUUAUCAGAGAUUAGUCUUUGGCAGAUACUUACCAACAGUUUAAAGGUUGGUUGAAUGACGGGGGAGCUGAAUAUCAAGACUAACAGUCCUACCACCACUUUUUAUUUUUAAAAAAAGCUACCACUGCCCUCUUUUGCCCCUUUCUCAUUAGUCAGUAUGCUCCAGAUUGAAGAGGGAUAGUAUUCAGAUCUCAUUAGUCAGUAUGCUCCAGAUUGAAGAGGGAUAGUAUUCAGAUCUCAUUAGUCAGUAUGCUCCAGAUUGAAGAGGGAUAGUAUUCAGAUCUCAUUAGUCAGUAUGCUCCAGAUUGAAGAGGGAUAGUAUUCAGAUCUCAUUAGUCAGUAUGCUCCAGAUUGAAGAGGGAUAGUAUUCAGAUCUCAUUAGUCAGUAUGCUCCAGAUUGAAGAGGGAUAGUAUUCAGAUCUCAUUAGUCAGUAUGCUCCAGAUUGAAGAGGGAUUGUAUUCAGAUCUCAUUAGUCAGUAUGCUCCAGAUUGAAGAGGGAUAGUAUUCAGAUCUCAUUAGUCAGUAUGCUCCAGAUUGAAGAGGGAUAGUAUUCAGAUCUCAUUAGUCAGUAUGCUCCAGAUUGAAGAGGGAUAGUAUUCAGAUCUCAUUAGUCAGUAUGCUCCAGAUUGAAGAGGGAUAGUAUUCAGAUCUCAUUAGUCAGUAUGCUCCAGAUUGAAGAGGGAUAGUAUUCAGAUCUCAUUAGUCAGUAUGCUCCAGAUUGAAGAGGGAUAGUAUUCAGAUCUCAUUAGUCAGUAUGCUCCAGAUUGAAGAGGGAUAGUAUUCAGAUCUCUAACAAUCUGCCUGUACUCAUUAUGGCAAAUCAUUGUGUUUUUCCUGUGGAGAUACAGUAUUUGAAAUAAAUGUGGUGAAAGUUGAUCAUCUAAUUCCUUUUAUAAGCCACAGGUCUAGCUAGGUUCCAGUGAAGGAGAUAAAACAUUCAAACGUUAAUAGGUCUGAUUCCAUAUUUAUCGAUAACCCCAGAGUAGCAGCGCUGAUCUAGGUUCAGGCCUUUCCAUGUAAUCUUAUUCAUUAGGAUCAAAAAGGCUAAAUUGAUCCUAGAUUAGUACUCCUACUCUAAGACGCUUUAUGAAUAUGUGCCCUGCCCAGGUAUCGGUUCCAUUUUACCUUUUUGAUUUGUGUUAUUCUGUGGAUGUUGGGAGAUGGGUUGUAGCUUUGAUUUAAAGGGCCUAGGUCCCUUGUUGCGCAUGUUUAUUUGUUCUCCUUGAAGUGAAAUGUUUUCAGUGCAAUUGUCCACUUGCUUUUUAUUUUUUUAUGGAGGUAUUAGAGGUUUAAUUUAACCUGUUUUAGUCUGAAUUGUCAAUACUGUCAGAUUGUUAGAUACCCUAGUUGACUUGAGAAUGUAUGGCUUAAGUAGCAGUCUAAAGCGGCAAGUCAACUAAGGGCUCCCAACGUGGAAGAAGAGCCAAUAUCGCAGAUUCUAAUUUGUUCUUGAGAUAUUUUUAAACAGUAUAUGCAAAAACAAAUAUUGCAAAAAAAUCUGACAAUCAGGGUUAAAUGUGCGGGGCACUUGCAUUUUUUUCAGUUUUUUGGGUAGGAAAGUGAGUUUGCUGGCAAGAGUUUAUUACAAUUGUGAAACAUCAGUGUUGAUUUUCUUUUUGUCUGGAUUUCAUAGUAAAGUUGAUUUCAGAUGGA